AUGUUGAGGCAUUUCAUGCGGAUUGAAAUCGACAACGAACUGCUUACGGCAAUGGUAGAGCGAUGGUGCCCCGAAACCCAUACGUUCCACCUUCCGGAGGGGGAAAUGACGAUCACCCUCAAAGACGUUGCGAUCCUCACCAGGCUGCCGAUAACUGGAGAUGCCAUCAUUGGUACCACUACCAAACCCUAUGCAGGUUGGAGUCCGCUCAUUCGUGAUCGUUUGGGCUUUGACAUGCCGACCACGAGACCAAUUCAAGGACGGGGGCAUCCACCAUUGAAUACGGGACAAGUGUCGAUCACGUGGCUUGUUACUCACAAUCAAAAUGAGGUUGAAAUCGGCCCAGAGACUCAGGAAGAUCAAGUGGAGCGUUAUGCACGCAUCUACCUCAUUGGUUUGGUCGGUGGAUUUCUGUUCCCCGACAAGUCGAUCUGGUGGAUUCUAGGCAUAUGGUUGCCAAUGCUUCUUGGUGACUGGGAUGAGAUCGGGGGAAAGAGCUGGGGAUCGGCCGUGUUAGCUGACAUAUAUAUGGAGCUUUGUAAUUGCUCGAAGGUGGGAGCCAAACAAUCUGGUGCUGCGAUGUUCAUCCUCCAGCUCUGGAUAUGGGAGCAUCUUCCAAUUUUCGCACCUCAAGGCCCACGUUCAUACUGGAGAGCAGAUGAUGAGCUACGAAAUCUGCAAAAUCCCCCCUAUGGUGUCAAGUAA
Linum tenue is the source of this 705-nucleotide messenger RNA. NCBI's taxonomy places the organism in Eukaryota, Viridiplantae, Streptophyta, Magnoliopsida, Malpighiales, Linaceae. The record is from the annotation of a GenBank genome assembly.